This is a messenger RNA of Daldinia decipiens, 1151 nucleotides long. RefSeq lists its product as uncharacterized. The record is from RefSeq and is a predicted model, not a curated record. Bases 205 to 1014 code for a protein of 269 amino acids. The transcript has 2 exons. Lineage: Eukaryota; Fungi; Ascomycota; Sordariomycetes; Xylariales; Hypoxylaceae.
CACAACAGCGGUCGGUAGGGUACACGUACCUUGGUACCAUUGUAUCUUUGUAUCUGGUAAGACAAGGACUCGCUGUUUGGUCAUUGCUUUUGCCCUUGGCCGGAAAUCGGUGCCUGACUCACACAACACAACAAAAAAAUCAUAAUUGCUACCUAUUGCACCAUAUCUGCGGCAGAGACGCAUAUCAACAUAACAUAAUACAAAAUGGUUUCAGCAACCUCACCGUCUCCUUUCCACUCCCCUACUCACUCUUCCUACCCGCAAACUACACCGUCACCACUGCCGAGGAAGAAGAUCAUGUCCGUCACACAGACAUACUUCCUCGCCCACAAGGCACGGGCUAAGCUGUCUAACGAGGCUGCCCGCCCCGACCACAACCUCCGACUACUCGUUGGUCACGCCAACCUACUAGACUCCUUGAUGCUCGAUCUUGCCGAGGCCGAGCGGGAACAAGAGAGCUGGUUCAACCAAUCCGUCCGGGGAGCCACGCCUAAGGCUGAAGAGAGGCACGUACAAUGGGCCGACAACGUGGCCGCGGAGGACGACUGGGAGGCGGACUCGUCCGAUUCGGACAGCGACAGUGACGAGGAGGACGAGGACGUAGAGAUGGCAGACGCAUUGCCGCUACAACGGAUAGCUUCUCGCACGGUACUACCACCGGCAUCUCCCCAAUUACAUCUAAUGGAUGAGGAUGAGGAUGAGGACGACUUCGAGGACGAUGACGAAGACUACGACGCUUUAUCCCUUACUCGAUCACCAUCCCCCUUUAUAACAUCACCACCCGAGCUCGAGCACGACUCGGACUCAUCAGAAGACGAGGCAAUGCCCCCGUCGCCGCCAGCGGCAUCAAUACCUACAUUCUCAGAGAAGCAGAGGGAGAGCACAGUCACAACCAAGUACCUGGACUCGAGACAAGAGGACGAAGAGGACAACAAGAACGACUUCUACAGCGAAGGAUACUACCUGCCGCCGCGAAAUACAGCACGAAUAGUAUCUACGAUAUCGGUGUAUUAGGAACAGGAAUAGGAACGUUGUAUCACCUCUUCUCCUUGGUCUUCAUAAUUGCAUCAGCAUAGGGUCUGGUUCCACAUAGUGUGCUUUAUUCAUCUGCAUCUGGGCGGCGUUUUAAAAUACCAAUAGCGGCGUGGCAU